Messenger RNA from Vavraia culicis subsp. floridensis, 1283 nucleotides. RefSeq lists its product as uncharacterized. The record is from RefSeq and is a predicted model, not a curated record. The transcript has a single exon. Gene Ontology annotation, molecular function: RNA binding. Gene Ontology annotation, cellular component: small-subunit processome; nucleolus. The coding region runs from base 16 to 756 and encodes 246 amino acids. NCBI's taxonomy places the organism in Eukaryota, Fungi, Microsporidia, Pleistophoridae.
UAAUUCUGUAGUCCCAUGGAAUUUGAGAUAGAUGAGUUCAAGGAUCAGUUUUUGGCGAAAAGCAGAUUUGAGAUUGUGUACGCAAAACAUCUAGAGGAUAGUUUGAAAGAGAGCUACAAGAGUAUGAGAACGUUGCUCAGGGAAAAGAACAUACGAAUCAAAAUGGAUCGGGAUGAGAGAUUGAUACAAGUGAGUACUACGUCCAAGACUCGGGACCCGUACGUAAUUCUGAAGAGUAAAGACUUCGUUACACUAAUCUGCAAGGGUGUGCCAUUGGAGGAGGCACAGAAGGUGUUUGAUGACAACAUGAGCUAUGCUUGGAUAAACAUACAGGCACUUGCCAGCGAUAAGGAAGUAUUUAUCAACAGGAGGAAUCGAUUGAUAGGUCCCAACGGCGAUACACUAACAGCUCUAAAAAUGCUCACCAAGACAUACAUUCUUGUGAAGUCCAAGAGUGUGUGUGUGAUAGGUCCUUUUGCAAGCGUUCUGCAAGUUGAGCAAUUUGUGCUGAAGGUAAUGGAGAAUUAUCAUCCGGUACAUCUCUUAAAACAGAUGAUGGCGAAGAAGGAGGUUGAGCAGUGUGCAGACAAAAAGGAUAUGAAUUGGAAGAAUUUUGUGCCCGUGGUCAAGAAGAAAAUUGGAGGUUCUAAAAAGGUUAAGAGACAAUUUAAUGUGCGAGAGGGGAAAUUAUUUAUGGACAUGCCGGUCAGAAAAGAAGAUGUAGAAAUCGUGAAGAAGAGCAAAAAAAUGGAAUAGACGUGACAUUCAUAGAACGCCUCUUUUGGUACUGUUAGAAAGAGGUAUUUUAUUUAAUGCUGACAUGAUGAGAUAAUAAAUCUAGCAAACACAUGCGCGGUUUUGUUAGUGCAAUCAUACCUUCACUCGUACUACGAAAAGUAUUUUAUUGGAAGCUGCUCGGAUUCACAGAAAUUCGAUCGUAAAUCAGCAGAAUAAUAAAUCUCAAGCUCUUUACAUACGUUUUUAUAGUUCACAGAAUGUUUAUUAUGUAAUUGGGUUUUAGCGAGUUGAUCAAUAUUUAGAACUGCAGAAACAGAUGCAACGAACGGUCUCCAAGCCUUAACGCAAUAGUUUAACUGUUCAUGGCCAACGUACUAAAUAAAUAAGCAUUAGUUCUUAUUAAGCGAGUUAUUCAUCAUGAUCAACCUGCUUGAUUCACCAAUCAUUAAAGUACCUUUUGGUCAUCGUAUUUUCACACGGAUGUGGUAAUACAGCGUAAAGGCUCUUCUUUUUGACUAAAUGAAAUACGGUGCCGUUAUCUUACG